Messenger RNA from Rosa rugosa (rugosa rose), 1261 nucleotides. Its product is annotated as gamma-interferon-responsive lysosomal thiol protein. Lineage: Eukaryota; Viridiplantae; Streptophyta; Magnoliopsida; Rosales; Rosaceae. The transcript is spliced from 6 exons. The record is from RefSeq and is a predicted model, not a curated record. Bases 248 to 1024 code for a protein of 258 amino acids. Gene Ontology annotation, molecular function: oxidoreductase activity, acting on a sulfur group of donors, disulfide as acceptor.
CCCUUUGUCCUGAUUGCUCUGAUUUCAUUGUUAAACAUCUGAUCAAGCUCUUCGACACCGGACUCAUCUCCGCCGUUGACCUGAAUCUCGUCCCAUACGGCAACGCCAGGCUCGGAACCAACGACACCAUCACUUGCCAGGAAUUCCCAACUGGCGAAACAAACUAACUUUAUACCUGUGAUAACUGAACCUCAUCAAACCACCAAUAAACUGUUUCAUUCUCUCUCCGAAGCUAGCUUUCACUUCCAUGGCUUUCUCUAGCAAGACCCUUUCGUUUUCUCUUGGUUUAUGGUUUUCGUUGUUGUUGCUAUGGUCUCCCUCCACUUGUUCUGCUUCAGCUAUAACUUUUCUGCCUUUGGAAUCUGGCAAAGUCUCCUUGGCUUUGUACUAUGAGUCCCUCUGCCCCUACAGCGCUAAUUUCGUGGUUAAUUACUUGGUCAAGCUCUUUGAAGAUGAUCUAAUCUCCAUUGUUGAUCUCAAGCUUGUGCCUUGGGGCAAUGCCAAGCUCAGAGGCAAUGACACCUUUGAUUGCCAGCAUGGUCCAUCUGAAUGCUUAUUGAACACAGUGGAAGCCUGUGCAAUUGAGACCUGGCCUGCACUGAAUGAUCAUUUUCCUUUCAUUUAUUGUGUUGAGAGUUUGGUUUACGAGCACAAGUAUCCCCAGUGGGAGUCAUGUUAUGAGAAACUGGGCCUGAACUCAACACUUAUUGCUGAAUGCUACAGUAGUGGACUUGGCAAAGAGCUUGAACUAAAGUAUGCAGCUGAAACCAAUGCACUCCAGCCUCCACAUCAGUAUGUGCCAUGGGUAGUUGUGGAUGGACAGCCACUUUACGAGGACUAUGAAAACUUUCUAAGCUAUGUCUGCAACGCUUAUAAUGGCACCACAAUGCUCAAGGGCUGCAAUGAAUACCUCAAUACCAUCCAAAUGGCAGGGGAAAAACCUAACGAUCCAGUCGCCUGCAAGGAGGGAAAGAUGGCAGCAUUAUUUGGAAGAAUUCGAUCAACUCUAACUUCAUGGAUGUGAGUCAGGUGAACAUGGCGUUUUGGAUAUAGUUGUCUGGUAGCUCCAUGGGGAUUAUUCGUGCAUCGAUCAAAUGUGUAAUAGCUAGAAAUUAAGCUUGCUUAUAUCGCUGUUUGAAGUUGAGUGCAAUUACUUGAGUUGUUUGGUAAUGAAGAAAGAGACUUCAUAACUACCUUUAUCUGUUGUGAUAAAUAAAUAUACAGUAGAGUAGUGUAAAUAAAUCAUGUUCAUUAUUUUUUA